Messenger RNA from Platichthys flesus (European flounder), 2957 nucleotides. It is a transcript of the gene kynu, whose product is annotated as kynureninase. The record is from RefSeq and is a predicted model, not a curated record. Gene Ontology annotation, biological process: NAD+ biosynthetic process. Gene Ontology annotation, molecular function: kynureninase activity; pyridoxal phosphate binding. Lineage: Eukaryota; Metazoa; Chordata; Actinopteri; Pleuronectiformes; Pleuronectidae. Bases 489 to 1880 code for a protein of 463 amino acids. The transcript is spliced from 15 exons. Gene Ontology annotation, cellular component: cytoplasm.
GGAGUUCACAUUGUACCUGCGGCCGAGGCGGCAUGCCAGCGGGCCUCGAGCGUCACGCGGUCGCCAGCGGAUCCAGGUGGAGUUACAGCAGGGGCCCUCCAGCGGUGAUCGGCGGGAUUGACACGGAACAGCCGGACAGCGCCUCUGGAGCAGUGGGGCUGGAAGUCCCGCUCGUCCAGGAGAUGGAACCGGUUGGUGAGCUGGAGUUCAACCUGCUAUUACAUCAAUCCUAAACUCCUGCAGGCCAUUGUCAAAAAUAAUCAGGGCAUGGAAGAUCUGCCUGUGGCAAAGACUCGGCUCCACCCAAGAGGAACCGGUUGAGAUGAAUAAACAACAUCAUCUAUCCUGACCCAGAGAACCAGCUGGUAGCAGUGAUGAGGGUAGCGUCAUCAAACCAUCAUCACUGCUACCAUCCUCACUGCUACCAUCUGACAUCUCCUCAGAGAGAAGCCGUUCCAGCCAUCAUAUAAAGAGUUCCCCCCCCUGCGAUGGAUCUCUUGAAUUGCUCCACUCCCAGAGAAACCCUGGAGAAGGUGUCGGCCUUGCUGGGCUGCAGCACCACCUCUAAAAUUGUGGCCUCAUACCUGGACAAGCAUGACGAGCUGAAGCAUCUCAGGAGGAAUUUUCAUGUGCCCAAAAUUGCAGACUUGCCUCCUUCUGAUCUUUCGCUGGUCGACGGCAGCAAGAAGUGCAUCUACCUGGUGGGGAACUCGCUGGGCCUUCAGCCCAAAAUGGCCCGGAAGUAUCUGGAGGAGGAGCUGGAUAAGUGGGCGAAAAUGGGUACUCAUGGUCACACAGAGGGCUCUCGACCAUGGGCGUGGGCUGAAAACCACUUAGAGGAGCUCAUGGCUAAUGUUGUUGGAGCUAAACCUGAAGAGGUGGCACUGAUGAACGGCCUGACGGUUAAUUUACAUCUUCUGAUGCUCUCCUUCUACAAACCAACAGCAGCUCGACACAAAGUCCUCCUGGAGGACAAAGCGUUUCCUUCAGACCACUACGCUGUGGAAUCUCAGAUCAGGCUGCGAGGAUUCGACCCUCAGCAGAGCAUGUUGCCGCUUUCACCCAGACCGGGAGAAGACACCCUGAGGACGGAGGACAUCCUGCAGGUGAUCGAGAAGGAGGGCGACUCCAUCGCCCUGGUGAUGUUCAGCGGAGUUCAGUACUACACCGGUCAGCUGUUCAACAUGGCCGCCAUCACGGAGGCUGGGCAGAGGAAGGGCUGUUUUGUAGGUUUCGACUGCGCUCACGCUGCCGGAAACGCCGAGCUGAAGCUGCAUGACUGGGGAGUGGACUUUGCCUGCUGGUGCUCCUACAAGUAUCUGAACUCGGGCGCCGGAGGCCUCGCUGGAGCGUUUGUCCACGAGAAGCAUAAAGACACCAUCCACCCAGCGCUGGUGGGAUGGUGGGGUCACGACCUGAAGACGCGGUUCCAGAUGAGUAACGUGUUGGAUCUGAUGCCCGGUGUGAGCGGCUUCAGACUCUCCAACCAGCCCAUCCUACUGGUCUGCCCCCUGCAGGCCAGUCUGCAGGUGUUUGCCAAGACCAGUAUGCAGGCGUUACGCAGGAAGUCCCUCCUCCUGACGGGUUACCUGGAGUACCUCAUCCGGCAUUACUACACCGAGGACCCCGCGCAGCCGGAGAAACCCCACGUCCACAUCAUCACGCCCACCGACCCUGAGCAGAGAGGCUGCCAGCUCUCGCUCUCCUUCUCGGUCCCCAUCGGCAAGGUGUUCAAGGAGCUGGAGAAGAGAGGAAUCGCAUUGGACAUGAGGGAGCCCAGCGUGCUGCGAAUCGCUCCGGUGCCGCUCUACAACACCUUCAGGGACGUCCACACCUUCAUACAGACACUGGGAUGUGCGCUCACCGCCAGCUGCCAGUGAACAGAGAGGACUGGACUGAAGUUUACUGUGAUAAUGAACUUGGACUGCUGCAAACUCACACAGGUAGAAGAAGAUGUGAAGGAAAACUGGAGUUAUUUUACAAUGUUGUCUGUGAAUGAGUAUUUCAAUGUGUAAUUGCUAUAUUUAAGUGUAAAAGUCCAUAUGUGGAUGGAGAGAGGCAGUGGAGACAUGUCAUAGUUAGUCAGGACAAUAUAGUGAGCUCACUGGCUAAUUAACCAAAAAACUAUUUUGAAAAUGACACAUUCUCUGCAUCAUCAGUCAGAACAUUCUACAUUUGAAAUCGACUGAGCAUGUUUUCACACAAAAAUAAAUAAAAAAUAUGAAGCAUUUGCUACAGCUUUCAAGUAUUUAGUUUUCUUUCAUUCAGUGUGAGUGCAAUGCAUGAUGGGAUACAUUAAAUAUUAAGGGGGGAAAUAAAUUUGUACUAAACAUUCAGUGAGAAUAAAAAGGCAAACUUCCAAUGCAGUGGGUGAUUUUAGACAUAACUAUUUGCUUUUGUCCAAUAUUUGUGAUUCAAAUGGUAAAAUCAGGACCCAAAAGCCGAAUUUGCUUCACUCAAAUAAAAUUUACAUUUUAAAUCAUAGUGUACAGCAAUAGUAGUAUAUGAUUUUUCAUGGACACGACAACUUGAUACCUUGGGUUAAAACACAAUUCCCUAGUGGUGAUAUUCAUCUUUGUAGUGAAGCAUCAGGACUCGAUACCCACAGAUCUUUCUUUGGGGUUGAACAAAAUCUGCUGAACCCCCCCUCCCCCCCCUCCACCUGACUGUACAUUACACACAUGAGUUAGCCGACAGUCCGCCCCUCACCAAUUAACAGCUACUUUAUUAUAACGUUGACUUGUCCCUAAUGUUCCCGCGCGUGUUUAUGCACUAUUACCUUGACGGAUGCCUAUUCCACGAUCAGACGUAUAAUUGGCAUAUCAAUAUGCAAAAACCUAAAUGGAUUAACCUUCUUUCAAACUAAUGAGCACUUGGCUAGCCAGCUGGGGAAUGGACCCAAAUUUGCAUUUGUCAUCUUUUAUUUUUGGUGAUGUGAGAAUAAAUAAUUGAAGAGA